Messenger RNA from Rangifer tarandus platyrhynchus (Svalbard reindeer), 477 nucleotides. The record is from the annotation of a GenBank genome assembly. NCBI's taxonomy places the organism in Eukaryota, Metazoa, Chordata, Mammalia, Artiodactyla, Cervidae.
AUGGUGCGGAGGAGAUCGGUUUCUAAGCAAGAUUCCCAAGCCGCCUCCUUCACCACGCCCUUGGGGUUCGGGGGAGGCAGUGAUGGGAGCCCCGAAGCCGGCUCACAACAAAAGAAAGCAGUGCUGGCGUCCCCACGUGCGCGCCCCUGCAACCGCCGGCCGCGGGGACAAUUCCACCCCGAGCCCUGGCCGAGGUCCCGGAGAGCUGGGGGGCUGGCGGGCCCGAACGAGAUGCGGUUUGACAGAAGCAGGCCGCGCGUCCUGCAAGCCUCCACGCCUCUCCCCCAGCCCUGGCUCCCUCCUCGGCUCCACGCGCCGGGCAGCUCCGGGCCGCGGAAAAUCGCUGCGAGCCAGGCCCUGCAGAAUCACGGGGCCAGGCUCGAGAGCCGCCUUGUGCGCCUCCCCGAGCCGCCUCGGCCGGCGGGCUCCCUCCCCGGCCUCCCGGGCCAUCGGCGUAACGGUUACCUCUCUCGGUGA